UAGUUUGGACGCUUUUGGUUUCCAAAAUAGUUUAAAGAAUUUUUAAGAAAAUUGUACGAUAUAUUUUGAUAAAGGAGUUUAAACAUGCCGCCAAGAAAAGCUAAGAAAUCUGAAGCAAAGAAACUUGUCUCAGUUUCGAGAUUCAGGUGUUUACGAGUAACGAAACGUAUCUCUAUUCGCGAGUUUUUCAAGGCAAACGACUUGGAAUUUGCAACAGGAAAAGGAUUUUACCAGCUCACAAAGCCAGAAACUAUCCAGGGUAAUAAAGAAAUUAUCGUGAGAAGAAAGUCUGAUGGCAAAAUUGUGACUGGCGACGAGGUACGUGAUGUCCUGGAUAUUCCCAAGGCAACUGCCAAGUUUAAACUAGAUCGUGAAAAGCUGCAAGAUUUUGAUGUGUUUGUCCAGUCAACAUCAUACAAUCGUAUUUUGGUACAAGAUUCGGAUUUCUUGUAUGAUACUGGAGAAUCCGACGCAAAGGAUGGUGCUGGCACCCCCAGUACAUCAACUGAUACAGGUGCCAAAGAAAAAACCAAACCUGUGAAAAGAGGCAGAACUGCCAAAGGCGGUGGAAAGGCUGAAGAAAAGAGUGACACAGAGAAAGUUGAUGAGGCAAAAGAGGACGAGGCAGAACCAUCGCCAAGUAAAAAGCCAAGACCAGCCACUGUAACCAACCCAACUGAAACAUCUGGUGUUAAAGAAAUUGUGUUUUCUUUUGAUACAACAGGGUCCAUGUAUCCUUGUCUCACACAGGUUCGACGUAAAGUUGCAGAGACAAUAAAACGUGUUUUUCAAGACAUUCCUAACAUCAGGGUGGCAGUGUUUGCACAUGGUGAUUAUCAGGACAAGGAAAGUACAUACGAUACGAAAUGGGUAGAUUUUACUACUGACGAGAAUAAGCUCUGUACGUUUGUAAAGGAUGUAUCUGCAACAUGUGGCUAUGAUUUUGAGGAAUGUUAUGAACUUGUAUUAAGACAGGUUAGGACGGAGCUGUCGUGGAGUCCAAAUUCUCAACGUGCUCUGGUAAUGAUCGGAGAUGCACCUCCACAUGGUCCCGCGUACCAUCUCAAUACCCUCAAAAUCAACUGGAAAGAUGAAGCCAAGACGUUGUAUGAAGAUAUGAAUGUUCAUAUUUAUGCAGUCCAAGCUUUAGGGAACGCUUCCUCCACUUCAUUUUACAGUGGACUGGCGAAAAUUACAAGUGGUUGGCAUCUAAAGCUGGAUCAAUUUGCAUCAAUUGUGGAUUUCCUGACCGCCAUUUGCUACAGAGAACAGUCGAUAGAGCAACUACAAGCAUUUGAAGAGGAAGUAAAAAGACGCGGGAAAGGUGCUGGUAUGAACCGUUCAUUACAUGCAUUGUUUGACACCCUCGCUGGUCGAGAAGUUUCAACUUAUAAAGAAGCGGUAUCGUGUGAUCUGGUGCCAAUCAGUCCUUCUCGAUUUCAAAUACUUGAUGUAGACGAGCGUAUCGAUAUUAAAACAUUCGUUCAACGCAACAGUCUGUUAUUUCGCACUGGGCGAGGUUUUUACGAAUUCACGAAGGCUGAAAAGAUCUCGGAUAAAAAGGAGGUUGUAUUGGUAGAUAAGGUCUCUGGUGACAUGUAUACUGGGCCUGAAGCAUGCAGAAUGAUUGGCGCUGGUGGCACGGGCAAAAUUAAGCCAACUGAUCUGGAGAAAUGGCGGGUUUUUGUUCAAAGUACGUCAUAUAAUCGUGUACUGAUGCCAGACACGGGAUUUCUCUAUGAGGUUGAUCCUGAUCACUAAAUUGGUUGUAAUUCAGAUUGCCAUGAAAGUCCGAAUGAUAUUGUCGCAUAUAAUAAGACCAUGGCGUUCUUAUUCC
Molecule: messenger RNA, 1837 nt
Organism: Dendronephthya gigantea
Lineage: Eukaryota; Metazoa; Cnidaria; Anthozoa; Malacalcyonacea; Nephtheidae
Exons: 9
Coding region: 85-1761 (558 amino acids)
Source: RefSeq, a predicted model, not a curated record